This is a messenger RNA of Aspergillus welwitschiae, 705 nucleotides long. RefSeq lists its product as uncharacterized. The transcript has a single exon. The record is from RefSeq and is a predicted model, not a curated record. NCBI's taxonomy places the organism in Eukaryota, Fungi, Ascomycota, Eurotiomycetes, Eurotiales, Aspergillaceae. The coding region runs from base 1 to 705 and encodes 234 amino acids.
AUGGGUGAUGAGGUCCAAAGCCUACCGGUGGAGCCAGCGACGCGGAAAUCAUUGACUCAGCCACGACUUACGAGUCUGCCGUUCCCCGCUCAACACCGCGUUCUACGGGUACUGCAACAGCGCUUGGAGCGCUCUGCGUUCGAGUCUAUCCAGAAGUGGCACCCCCAGCUCGGCCAGUCAAACGGAUGGGAUUGUGCCGAGAAGGUGGAAUUGCACAUGGCGUUUAGAGCGCUCGACCGAAAACGCCGUACCCAACCCACAUCUGGGUCUUCGGAAUUUCCAAAGAAGGCCGUCAAUCAGUUGCGAGCGGACAUUGAGGGUAUCCGUCAUGCAGCCGUGCACCGCCAGCUACAGGACCAUCGUCGUCUUUUACACCAACUCCACUCGGCCCGAGAGUUUGCAACCGUAUGGCUGGGUGAUCCGCAAUGUGGAAUGGAGAUCGAGCAGUGUCAAAUGCGGAUCAACCGGCUUUUCAGCGGAUGGAAGGCACGCACCCGCCGUCUCCAAGGCAAUCUGGCUGCGCGCAUGGGAUGUAACAGGAUGCCUGAAGACCGACGUCACCAACUCCUUCUGCUUGAGGCGACGAGGAGGCUCUUGGAAAGAACCAAUCACGAUUGUGUUGGGCAAGUGGACUACAUCCUACAAGCGAGCUUUCCGUCAUUGUAUACGAAGAUGAGGGCAGGGCAUGCGCAGCAUGACAAAUGA